Messenger RNA from Drosophila yakuba, 2222 nucleotides. It is a transcript of the gene mrj, whose product is annotated as dnaJ homolog subfamily B member 6. Bases 308 to 1363 code for a protein of 351 amino acids. Gene Ontology annotation, cellular component: cytoplasm; nucleus. Gene Ontology annotation, molecular function: protein-folding chaperone binding; protein folding chaperone. Lineage: Eukaryota; Metazoa; Arthropoda; Insecta; Diptera; Drosophilidae. The transcript is spliced from 8 exons. The record is from RefSeq and is a predicted model, not a curated record.
AAAAAGCGCGCUUGGCCAAAAGUGAAGUAGCGGGUGAAUUUUGUGUUUCUCGACCUGCAAGCGCGCGGAUCUGUGCAGACUGACGGGUAAUCGAGUGCAGUCAUAUACUCAAUGCCAAAUACUAAAUACUGCUAAAUAAAACAAAAAAUAGCUGAAGGAAGGAGAUCAUUUCCAGCUAAAAGCAUCGCAAAAGGAAGCCAGAGCCGCAGGAUUCGACCGAAAAGUAAACGCAUUGGAUUGCAAUUCGUGCUGAAGCGAUUUACAGCGAAAGAGGGGACCACCAAGAAGUCGAAUACACAUCUCCAGCAUGGUGGACUACUAUAAAGUUUUGGACGUGGCGCGAUCAGCUACCGACAGUGAAGUGAAAAAGGCAUAUCGAAAACUGGCGCUUAAAUGGCACCCAGACAAGAAUCCCGACAACCUGGAGGAGGCCAACAAGCGCUUCCGCGAGCUGUCCGAAGCCUACGAAGUUCUUUCCGAUGCACGUAAGCGCAGGAUCUACGAUGCACGGGCAACGCUGCACAAAUCCUCGACCAGCGGAAGCAGCAGCAACAGCAGCUCCUACUCCCGCUACCGCACUGCUUGCAGCGGCGGCGGAUCGGCGUCCUACGGACGGGACUACGAUUACGACUACUAUCCGGGCUCGGGUUAUGGGUCGGGUGCCGGACGACGGUCCGGCAACCGCUACCAGGCCUUCACCUUCCGCAACAUUUUCGAGGGCACUCCGUUCCACAAGCUGUUCGAGAAAAAGCGCCGCAUAUACGAUGAGUAUGGCAAAGAUGGACUGGGUGAUCGUGGCCAGAGUCGCUCGCAUACUCGCCACCAUUAUAGCACACACGAUUUCGAUGACUUCGAUAUAAUGGGCGGCUUUCCGUUUGUAUUCCGCCCGCCGGAGGAGGUGUUCCGUGAAUUCUUCGGCAUGCACUCGCCCUUCGCCGACUUAUUCCGAGAUGCCAACGGAUAUUCGAAUGGCAGCACGAGCGGCUCGAGUAGCAGUCGACGCCAUGGCGGCAGCGGUGGAGCAUCUCGCCACCAUCAUCACCACCAGCACAAAUUGGCCAGUCCGUUCGGGGCUCCAAUGCUUAACUACUCAAUGAUGGACUUCUUUAUGCCCACCAGCGGCUUCACCUCGUUCUCGUCGAUGACAAGCGGCAAUGGCAGCAGCGGUGUCACCCACAUCUCCAGCGGACCCAGUGCCGGUGUCAAGCGCACCUCCACUUCGACGGUGUUUGUAAAUGGCAAGAAACUGAUGACCAAACGAGUUGUCGAAAACGGCAAGGAAACUGUCUUUUCAUAUGAAAAUGAUGUCCUUAAAUCAAAGACUGUGAACGGAGUGUCCCAAAAGCUCUCUUCAAUAGCUUAAUAAUUAAAUUCACACAUAAACAUACAUAUAUAUAAAUAUAUCAACAGAAAUCAACAAAGAAAAAGUCAUAAAUGUAAAGCCGAAUAUUAACAAAGCAAGAAGAACUCGGAAUUCGUUAAUGCUUCGAAAUAUGAUACAUUUAACCAUUUUGUUCUACACUACAAUUUAGUUACUUUUAAUGGAACGAACAGCAGAGCAUAAAUGGAUCAACAGCCGGCGAAGGACCAAGCAAAAGCCCAUCAGCAACAGAAGCACUAUCGGCAGCAGCAAUAAUCCAUGGAACAGACCACUAAAUUAAAUCAAAUCAAAAUUCCCCGUAAUAGUGAAAUAUCGAACUGUAUUUUUUAAGAGUAGUUUUGAACAUAGCUGCCCUACAAAAUUGCACCGGUGGAAUAAAGCCAGCACCAUCGGCACCAGAAUCAAUUGAAACCCAUACUAAAAAUGCAAAGCACGCUUAAGCAAUUUAGCCAAUAAGUUCUAGGGCCAGACUUUAAAAGAUGUUUGGAGCGAGUGUGUUUGGGUGUAUAUCUUUGGGGGGUUAAUUAUGUAUUUUUCGUGUAUGUAUCGUUAGUCACUUAAGUUGCCACAAUACUUACUAGGAAAUCGAAAACUGAAAAAUUCAACCUAAGGAACAAGCGAAAUUAAAAUAGGCUUUGCGUUAAUUUUUCUGUACAUUGUAAGGGAUAUGAAUAUUCUAAACGACGACAUUUAAUGUUUAUAAAUAUUUCAUAACCUAUGUAAACUUCUCUAUUAAUUUCGAAGCUGUAUGCUACGUAUAGUCGUUUUUUAAAUGCUUAAGACUAUUCUCACAUAACCUGCAGAGCGAAAACAAAAUAAAUCGUAACAUAAUCGCCAAUAA